Messenger RNA from Neurospora tetraspora, 1500 nucleotides. RefSeq names its product ammonium transporter AmtB-like domain-containing protein. Gene Ontology annotation, cellular component: plasma membrane. The record is from RefSeq and is a predicted model, not a curated record. The transcript has 3 exons. NCBI's taxonomy places the organism in Eukaryota, Fungi, Ascomycota, Sordariomycetes, Sordariales, Sordariaceae. Gene Ontology annotation, biological process: ammonium transmembrane transport. The coding region runs from base 1 to 1500 and encodes 499 amino acids. Gene Ontology annotation, molecular function: ammonium channel activity.
AUGUCGUCCGGCCCCGUCGAACCGUACGAGGGGGUUACCGGUGUCGCCAACGAUGGAGGCAACCCCCUUCUCGAAGACCUCAACCGUUAUUACUCUGCCGGAGAUUUCGGAUGGAUCAUGACAUGUUCAGCCCUCGUGUUGCUCAUGGUUCCCGGUGUCGGUUUCUUCUACAGCGGUCUUGCACGAAGAAAGUCAGCCUUGGCCCUCAUCUGGCUGUCUCUCAUGUCGAUAGCCCUCGUAGGGUUCCAAUGGUUCUUCUGGGGAUACUCGCUCGCCUUCUCCCAUACCGGAAGCGCCUACAUCGGCAACCUCUCCAACUUUGGUCUUAUGAAGACUCUUGCGCAGCCUAGCGUUGGCAGCAGCAAGAUCCCCGACCUUCUUUUCUGCCUUUAUCAGGGCAUGUUCGCCGCCAUCACUCCCGCUCUCGCCAUUGGCGCGUGCGCUGAUCGCGGCCGUAUGCUUCCCGCCCUGGUGUUCAUGUUCAUCUGGACCACCAUCGUCUACGACCCCAUCGCCUACUGGACCUGGAACGGCAACGGCUGGUCGUUCAAGAUGGGCGGUCUCGACUUUGCGGGCGGCACCCCCGUGCACAUCAGCUCCGGCGCCGCCGCCCUCGCCUACUCGCUCAUGCUCGGCAAGCGCAACGGCUACAACAAGGUCAAUGGCCUGCCCUACCGCCCCCACAACGUCACCCACGUCGUUUUGGGGACUGUGUUCCUCUGGGUCGGCUGGUUCGGCUUCAACGGCGGCAGCGCCCUGGCCGCCAACCUUCGUUCCGUCAUGGCCUGCAUCGUCACCCACAUCGCCGCCUGCGUCGGUGGCUUGACCUGGGUCUUGCUCGAUUACCGGCUGGAGAGGAAGUGGAGCACCGUCGGCUUCUGCUCCGGUGCCAUUGCUGGUCUUGUCGCCAUCACCCCUGCUGCGGGUUAUGUGCCCCCUUGGUCGGCUUUCAUCUUUGGUGUUGUCGGCGGUAUCAGCUGCAACUUUGCUACCAAGCUCAAGUUCGUGCUCGGCAUCGAUGAGGCGCUCGAUGUGUUUGCUGAGCACGGUGUUGGCGGUAUUGUCGGUAACUUGUUGACUGGUAUCUUUGCUGCGUAUGUCUUUCCCCCUUCUUCCCAUAUCUCCCUCAAGAAACCCUCCACUAACUUUCAUCACAGUGACUACAUCGCCGCUCUGGACGGUGCCACCGUCAUUGACGGUGGCUGGGUCAACCACCACUACAUCCAGCUCGCCUACCAGCUCGCCGACAGCGUCGCCGGCUUCUCCUACUCCUUCGUCAUGACCUGCGUCAUCCUCUUCCUCCUCAACCUCGUUCCCGGUCUUUCGCUCCGUGUCGACGAGCACCAGGAGGAGAUUGGUCUUGAUGAUGACCAGCUCGGCGAGUUCGCGUACGAUUAUGUCGAGGUCACUCGCAGCUUGGAUCAUGUCAUUCCUGGGUUGACUGCUCCUAACAGCACGGCGGGUAGCAUCAGCGGAAGGGACCCUGAGAAGCAGGUCUAA